CAAGUUGAGGCGGCUGCACCAGGAGCUGGUCAUGACGGGCGCGCUCACCGAGUCCGAGUUCUGGGCCGCCAGGAAGGGAGUGGAGGAGGAGCGGCGGAAGCGCAAGCAGCGGGUGGGCGUGGCGAGUGCCAUGCUGGCGGAUGUCAGAGGCGUCACUGAUGGCCGGAGCAACACCAUCACGUUCAACCUCACGCCGCAGAUCAUCCAACAGAUCUUCUUGGAGAAGCCAGCGGUGCACCGCGCCUUCAUGGAGCUCGUUCCCGGGCGGAUGACGGAGAAGGCCUUUUGGGGCAAGUACUACCGCGCGGAGUACCUCUUUCGCACGCGCAACGUGGCGGCGGCGGAGGCGGAGGCGGCGGAUGAUGACGAGCUGGCGCUCUUCGUGAGGGACGACCCCCACCUGCACGCCCAGGCGCGCCAAAAGGUGCAGCACGUGGACCCAACGCUCAACGUGCUGGCGGACGUCAGCGACGACUACUCCUCCCUGCUCGGCCACGGCAUUCUGAGGGAUGGGCGCAAGGAGGCACCAGUUGUGGAGGGCGAGGGCGAGGGGGAGAAGGAGCGCACAGCAGGGCAGGAGGGGGCAGGUGCGGGCGGGCAGUUGGGCAGGAGCAACAGCGCUGGUGGCGCUGUUGGUGGUGGUGGUGGCAGCAGCGGUGCGGGGGCGGAAGGGCAGGUGCGCAUGAGGCGUACGAUAUUCCGAGACAUCAACCAGCACGCCGCUGUUGUGCUGCAGGGCCGCCUGCUCCGUGAGUGCCCCCGCCCCCCUGUGCUUGCUCCCCGCCUCUCCCCCAUCCCUUGUCUCACACGAGUCCUCCUGCCCUCCCUCGCCGUCUCUCCUCGUGUGCGACCAACCAGAGCGCGUCUAACAGGGGCGGCGCAGGCUGUACGCCCACUCACCCUCGCCCUCCUCCCUCCUGUCUCUCGUGUUGCUCAUGCCCCCCAUGCCUGUCGUCUCCACCCCAUGCCCCCGCUGACCGAGGACGUGGCGGACACGAGGGAGCUCGCCACUGCUGUUGCCGAGGCCACCGCCCUCCAGGCUGGUCGGUUGGGGGGUGUGGUGGGGGAGGGGGGGAGGGCGGAAGGGGGAAGGGCAGGGGAGGGCGGGUGGGGGAGGGCAGGUGGGGGAGGGCGGGUGGGGGAGGGCAGGUGGGGGAGGGCAGGUGGGGGAGGGAGGUGGGGGAGGGCAGGUGGGGUAGGACGGGUGGGGGGAGGGCGGGUGGGGGAGGGCAGCUGGGGGAGGGCGGGUGGGGGAGGGCAGGUGGGCGCCCCUGCUCCAUCACGCCUCGCAUUUCGUCCUCACGCCUGCUGCAUCACCCCUGCUCUCUCACACCUCCCCUGCUUCCUCACACCUCCGCUGCUUCCUCACACCUCCCCUUCUCCCUCAUUCACAAACCCAUCCACCCCUCUCCCUCACAGCAGGCAUGGGAGGGGAGCAGGGGGCGGAGGAGGAGUGGAGGAGGGAGAGGGCGCGCGAGAUGGCAGUGAUGGCGGACCUCCGAGGGGACGCCCCGCCCACCACCAUCCCCCUCACCAUCCAGGCACGCCCAUCCCCCUCACCAUCCAGGCAUGCCCAUCCCCCUCACCAUCCAGGCAUGCCCAUCCCCCUCACCAUCCAGGCAUGCCCAUCCCCCUCACCAUCCAGGCAUGCCCAUCCCCCUCACCAUCCAGGCAUGCGCUCAUCUGCUUGGCCACAAUUAUUGUGGACCUCAACUUUUCAGACCCACGCAAGUACUUUGAUGCCGCCACACAGAGGGACACAGCGCACACACAGCAGCACGCGGGCCAGGCAGCUGCGCCAGAUGCAAUGGAUUUGGACGGCCCUGCACCCGCCGCUGACUCAGCGCCAGCUGGCACGCACGCCACGCUGGCAGCCUCGCUGGCAGCGUUUCGGAGUGAACUGGCAGGGGGGGGGAGCGGAGGCAGCAGCAGGGAGCAGGGAAAACGGGGUGGGGGGGGCAAGGGAGGUGCAGCGGCAGUGAUGGCGCCUGCUGCUGCUGCUCAGGAGGUGGAGGAGUUUGGGCGGCAGGUGGCGGUGGCACGGCGGGGAGUGGGGGAGGCGGCGGAGCAGUCGCUGCUGAAGCAGCUGCCUGACGCCCUGCGCACUUCCCUGCUUGCGCACGGGGAGGCAGUGAAGGAGCUGCUCUCACACUUCUGGGCCACCUACCCCCUCACCAGCACCGCCUUGCUCUCCAAGGCGGAGCGGCACAAGGAGGGCAUCAGCAAGCUGUACGAUCGCCUGCAGGUCACUCACCUCCUCACUACUCACUGCCUGCUGCAAUUGCUGCUUCGGCCUCCCCACUCUUCGCCCCGCUGCUCUGCUUCUGAUGCUUGCUCCCUGUUCUUCCCCAUUUCCCUUCUUGCAGAAACUGAAGGAUGGAGCAGACGGGGCGAACCGCCACCUGCUUUCACAGCUGCUACAGCCCUUCUUCCAGGUGCACUUGCUGCUACAGCCCUUCUUCCAGGUGCACUUGCUGCUACAGCCGUUCUUCCAGGUGCACUUGCUGCUACAGCCCUUCUUCCAGGUGCACUUGCUGCUACAGCCCUUCUUCCAGGUGCACUUGCUGCUACAGCCCUUCUUCCAGGUGCACUUGCUGCUACAGCCGUUCUUCCAGGUGCACUUGCUGCUACAGCCCUUCUUCCAGGUGCACUUGCUGCUACAGCCCUUCUUCCAGGUGCACUUGCUGCUACAGCCCUUCUUCCAGGUGCACUUGCUGCUACAGCCCUUCUUCCAGGUGCACUUGCUGCUACAGCCCUUCUUCCAGGUGCACUUGCUAGUUCCCUCCAUUAUUCCGCCACUUCUCUUUCGUUCUUCUUCCUUCCAGCAGCCCCCACACCCCUCUUUCGACCCCACCUGUUCAUGCGGCAGAGGAUGCAGCAGUGGCGCACUAUAGAAGGCCAGGCGGUCAAAGCCCAGCGCCAGGCGGGGCAGCGGGUUCGUGACAACGAGGGCGCUGCCGCCGCGGCAGCGCGCGCGGACAUCGACGCGGUGGGUGGCGCGGAGCCCAUUGGCGGCAGAGGCGACUGCGGUUGCGACUCGGAGGCCGCGCGACAGGCGGACGGGCAGGCCCCGCACCCGGAUGCGGCGCGUCGCGGCGCGUGCGCGUGUCGCUUCUGCAGCUGGCGGUUCGACUCGGACGACGAGUCGGACUGCGAGCGCCCCUGCACCGCGCGGGACUCGCCGCGCUUCCGCCCGCAACCCGUGCAGCGCGGGUGGCAGGGAGCUGCGGAAACAGGCGUGCGGGGAGCGGCGCUUGGAGGAGCAGAGCAGGGGGGAGAGAAGGGUGAGAGUGGCGGAGGGAGGGCGGAGGGCGGGGGGGCACGUGGUGGAUGCGGAGAAGAGGAGGGGGUACGGGUGGGCGGAUGGGGAAUUUACCCCGCGGGGCGAUUCGUGGGGAGCGACGGGGAGUGUGUGGUGCUGGCAGGUUGGGAUGGGUGCUGCGUGCUGCUGGACUCGAGCACUCUACAGCAGCGCGCAGUGUUCCGGCCACCACCAGGGGUGCAGCUGGGAGAGGCAGCAGCGUGCCACGUGGUGGCGGUGCCGUCCCACGAUGGGCUCACAGCGCGCCUGCUGCUCGCCACCUCGCGCUCCCACGCCGCCUUCUGCUGCUGGGACCUCCUCUCCUCCCGCCUCGUCUCCUGCUUCCCCCCUCCCAAGCCCACCGCCUCGCUCUCGCCCUCACCUGCGCACUCACCUGCGCCCUCACCUGCGCUUUCACCUGCGCCCUCACCUGCGCCCUCACCUGCGCCCUCACCUGCGCCCUCACCUGCGCCCUCACCUGCGCCCUCACCUGCGCCCUCACCUGCGCCCUCACCUGCGCCCUCACCUGCGCCCUCACCUGCGCCCUCACCUGCACCACCACCACCGCCCACUGCUACAGCCACAGGCUGCCCCCCACUCUCCUCGCCCUGCACGUCCUCCCAUCCCUCGCCUGUGUGCCACAUGGCAUUCGCCUGCUGCCCCUCUUCCUUCCCCCAUCAGUCACCGCCGCACCACUCACCCUGCCGCAGCCACUCGCCACCCCAUGCCACUUCACCACCGCCCCACGCACCCCUCCCCCCUGUCCCCCCCGUCAUUCCUGCCUCCCCUGCCCCCGCCGCUUCCCCUACUGCUGCUGUGCCUAAGCCAGCAGGCACACAAGAAACGGCCACAGCAACAGCAGGGGGGGCAGUGCGCGCACCCCAAGCAAUGCUCUCGGCCAUGCCGUCACCACCCUCCCCUGCCCCGUUUCAGCAUGGCAGCGCGCUAGGCGCCUUGCCUCAUACAGCUGCAGCAGGACACGGGUGUAGCAGGCAGGCGUCAGGGCAUGGCGCACUGCCGGUGGCAGGCAGCUCGGUACACGCAGACAGUGCAGUGGGGCGGGGCAGCACGGGGUGUGCAGGUGAAGGGGGGCAUGCGGAGAGGAGGGGCGCAGCAGAGGAGAGCAGUGUUGAGUUGCACUCACGAGCGGCACACCACUGCUGCCCACCCCAACCAGCACACAUGCACCACCGCCUCGCACUGCAGCACACUGCUGCUCCACAGGGCGGCAAAGUGCCGCUCACUCCACCAGCCUCUGAGACCCCCUCCCUCACCCCGCCAACCCCCCAACCCGCCUCCCUCCCCGCCCCAUCCCCGCACCCGUCCCCGCUCCCCUCCCCACCCAACCUGCCCGCCCACCCUCUGCCGCCCGCACCGCCAUCCUGGAAGCACCUCGCGCCGCCCGAGUGGCACGCCGCCCCAUGCGGUGCAUCUCUGGCGAUGGUGCAGGCGGGCGGCAGCGACGUGCGCAUCUGGGACGUGCGGGACGGCGGCGUGGCGGUGAGCAUGCAGACGGAGGGCGCGGUGGAGCGCAUGGUGUGCUGCUCUCCCAUUCUAUGGCUGGACGAGGAGCGCCUGGUGGUGGUGGAGGAGGGCGGCAGUGUGGGGCUGUGGCACGUGGCGGGGGGGGAGGCGGUGCUGUUUCACCACGUGCAGCUCAUGGACCCGUGGGGCGAGGCCGAGCGUGUCUGUGCCGUUGCUGUCAUGCCGGGGCGGCGCUGCAACAAGCGCCUCUUCCCCUCGCUGUCAGUGCUGCUGCUUGCGCUCUCACUGCUGCAUCCAUCGCUGCACCAUUUGCUCAACAUCCCUUUUUUCUUCUUCUCAUUGUGUCCUCCCCCUGCUGCCGUGCUCUCCCAUGGCGUGCGUGCCUCGCGGUGUGGCAACAUGAGCGCAUGGCAGGAGGGGCGAGGGAGUGACGUGUGCGGUGGCAUCACAUCCGUUUGCUGCAGAACCCCGUGUUUGAGCCUUUGCUCGCUCGCCCCACGCCAUUCACCCGCCCCCCACUCAUCCCCGCCCCCCACUCAUCCCCGGCCCCCACUCAUCCCCGCCCCCCACUCAUCCCCGCCCCCCACUCAUCCCCGGCCCCCACUCAUCCCCGCCCCCCACUCAUCCCCGGCCCCCACUCAUCCCCGCCCCCCACUCAUCCCCGCCCCCCACUCAUCCCCGCCCCCCACUCAUCCCCGGCCCCCACUCAUCCCCGCCCCCCACUCAUCCCCGGCCCCCACUCAUCCCCGCCCCCCACUCAUCCCCGCCCCCCACUCAUCCCCGCCCCCCACUCAUCCCCGCCCCCCACUCAUCCCCGCCCCCCACUCAUCCCCGCCCCCCACUCAUCCCCGCCCCCCACUCAUCCCCGCCCCCCACUCAUCCCCGCCCCCCACUCAUCCCCGCCCCCACUCAUCCCCGCCCCCCACUCAUCCCCGCCCCCCACUCAUCCCCGGCCCCCACUCAUCCCCGCCCCCCACUCAUCCCCGGCCCCCACUCAUCCCCGCCCCCCACUCAUCCCCGCCCCCCACUCAUCCCCGCCCCCCACUCAUCCCCGGCCCCCACUCAUCCCCGCCCCCCCACUCAUCCCCGGCCCCCACUCAUCCCCGCCCCCCACUCAUCCCCGCCCCCCACUCAUCCCCGCCCCCCACUCAUCCCCGCCCCCCACUCAUCCCCGCCCCCACUCAUCCCCGCCCCCCACUCAUCCCCGCCCCCCACUCAUCCCCGCCCCCCACUCAUCCCCGCCCCCCACUCAUCCCCGCCCCCACUCAUCCCCGCCCGCCACUCAUCCCCGCCCCCCACUCAUCCCCGCCCCUCGCUCAUCGCCAUCUUCUCACCUUUCCACCUCCCCCACCGCUCCCUCCGCCAGACGUCAUGUGUUUCGCGGGUACAUCUCUCUUUGUGGCGCUGCCGUCGCUGCCGCAUGAAGACUUUGCCGCCGUGCAGCGCAUAGAGUGCAGCACGGGGCGUGAGCGCGAGCGGUACCACCUGGACGCGCACGUGCCGCGCGCCAGCAGAGGGCCGCUGCUCGCCGUGCGCGUGCACGCCGGGCGGCUGUUUGCGCUGCAUGCGGGCGGCGUGCACGUGUUCCGCCUGCACCGGGCGGCACAGCGGGGCGGAGGAGCGGAGGCAGGCAGGCGCGCGGGCGGGGAUGGGGGUUAUGAGGUGCGGGGGCGGGGUUGCCUGCAGCAAAGGGCAGGGCAGGGGAGGGAAGAUAGAGGCAGGUGUGGGAGUGUGAUGGCGGGAGUGGCAGCAGCGGACACGCAAGCCCCUGUGCAGAGAGCGGUUGAGUGCGGUGCGGUGGUGACAGGGAGAGAGGGCGGAGGGGCAGAGCAAGAAGCAGCUGUGGUGCUCCGUUCCCGGGCAUGGCACAGCGGUGCUGCUGAGGGGUCUGAGGGCACACCCGGCAGUGAGGGGGAGCAGGGUAGAGAGAGCGAUUAUGGAAGAGAGGAGGCGUAUGAGACAGAGGAGGGUGUGGAUGGGCGGGAGGGUGAAGGGGGGCAGGACGGUGUUGCGAGGGCCAUGGUGUGUGACGGCGGUGGCGGUGGUGGUGGAGUGGGCAGUGUGAGGAGCGAGGGGGAGACAGUGGAGGAGCGGAGGCUGGUGGGGGUGGUGGGCAGGCGGGUGAAUGGGCUGCUGCACCCAGCCAUAGACGUGGUUGGGGAUAGGCUGCUGCUCGUCUCUGCUAACCAUCCGCCAUGCCUCUAUUCUUGUCCCUGA
Messenger RNA from Closterium sp. Naga37s-1, 7003 nucleotides. Lineage: Eukaryota; Viridiplantae; Streptophyta; Zygnematophyceae; Desmidiales; Closteriaceae. The record is from the annotation of a GenBank genome assembly.